AGAGGGCUCCAACUGCUUCACUGCCCUCACUGCUCUCUCCCUCCCUCUCUCUCUCUCUCCCUCUCUGUCGUUCGCCUCGGUGACCAUGCUGUCUGCAGAUAUCCCGCCGAAUCAGACCAUCUACAUAAAGAAUCUCAAUGAGAAGGUGAAGAAGGAAGAAUUGAAGAGAUCGCUUUAUGCUUUGUUUUCCCAAUUUGGAAGAAUUUUGGAUGUUGUUGCUCUGAAGACUGCCAAACUACGAGGUCAAGCAUGGGUGGUAUUCGGUGAAGUGACGGCUGCAAGUGCUGCUGUGCGCCAAAUGCAAAGUUUUCCAUUCUAUGACAAACCAAUGAGAAUACAAUAUGCCAAGUCAAAGUCUGAUUGUGUUGCAAAAGCUGAUGGUACAUAUGUUCCAAAAGAGGAAAAGAAGAAGCAGGAAGAAAAAGCUGAAAAGCGUCGCAAGGCAGAAACCGAACAGCACCCAGGUGCCGGUCCUAAUGCAAGUGCUCAAAAUAAUGGGGCUUUCCAAUCGUUCCGCCAAGGGAAACCCACUUCGCAAGAGGCAGCUGCAUCUCCUAACAAUAUUCUGUUCAUCCAGAAUUUGCCUCAUGAGACGACAAGUAUGAUGCUGCAGAUGCUUUUCCAACAAUACCCUGGUUUCAGAGAAGUGAGGAUGAUCGAAGCGAAGCCAGGUAUUGCUUUUGUUGAAUUUGGAGAUGAUGUGCAGUCAUCCAUCGCUAUGCAAGCUCUGCAGGGAUUCAAAAUCUCGCCGCAGUAUCCCAUGGCUAUAACAUAUGCCAAAAAGUGAGAAAAGACGACGAGGAAAACCAACUGAAUGUCGGCCUCAUCCUUCAACGUGGUCCCCCAUUUCCUUCAUAUGGUGGCAGGUGCUCUGUGUUGUUGACAUUCUGUUGCCCAGCUUUUUCUGAAUUGUUUGUCUGCAACGGAGAAACCCCUGUAUGGUAUCACAGUCACUCCCGCACAGCAGAUGUGCAGAGUUUACAUGUGAAAAUGCUGAUUGUGCUGAAAUGGCUUGAUGAAGGACCUCUUUGUUUAAAGGGUGAGUGUCCAUGUUUUUGUUCAAAAACUCUUCGCUGGCUGCACACAAAUUGUUUUUUGAUGAGAAUUGUGUUUAUUAUACUUUCUAAACCCGUGGGGAUUGCCUUCAAAAUUUGUUUCUCUCGAUAAAAAAUGUUGACAUUGAGAAAGUGCUGUCUUUUUCUCUCA
This is a messenger RNA of Nymphaea colorata (pocket water lily), 1206 nucleotides long. RefSeq names its product U2 small nuclear ribonucleoprotein B''-like. The record is from RefSeq and is a predicted model, not a curated record. Gene Ontology annotation, cellular component: U2 snRNP. Gene Ontology annotation, biological process: mRNA splicing, via spliceosome. NCBI's taxonomy places the organism in Eukaryota, Viridiplantae, Streptophyta, Magnoliopsida, Nymphaeales, Nymphaeaceae. The transcript has 5 exons. Bases 86 to 787 code for a protein of 233 amino acids. Gene Ontology annotation, molecular function: RNA binding.